AUGGAUGACAUCAAACUCCCCACAUUCACUCUGCGCUCACAUGCAAGCAAGGUGACUGCUUUGACAUUGAUAUAUGCUAAUGCCGUGCCAAAUCUGGUAUCCGGUGAUGAAGGUGGCAAAAUAGUGAAAUGGGACCUGAUAACACGAAGACCUUUAGUGGCUAUUGACUCGAUUGAAGCUCAAAUUAUUGAAAUAAAGCAAUUAGAUCCGGACUGUAUAGCCGUAUUGUCAAAAGACUAUACAUUAAGAGUGUAUGACUUUGAUUUAUCUAACGUCCUGUUUGAGACAAAAGUGAACACACUGAAUUUUGCGAAUUUUAUCAUAUAUAAGGAGCCUCAUAGUGAUUGGAAUACAUUAAUAGUUUGUAAUACCAAGAAUUCUGAGAAUAUUGAUGUUUACAAAUUCCAGUUGAAUGAUUUCAAGUCCUUGAAAAGGAUAUUCAAUAAUUUAGACUUCAAGAAUACCAUGGAUUAUAUGAAAAACGAACGAUUCCCUCAAAUAGAAAAGUUGGGUCUUAUAAUGAAGUUGCUGAAGGUUGGUGAGCUAAUAUAUUGUGGAUUUGAAAGUGGUGUCAUAAUUGCGUUCCGAUUUUCUGAAGAUGAAUCGUUCAUUGAAGUGGUUUACAUUUCCGUUUUGCACUGUCCAAACCCUAUACUUGAUUUUUGCUACGAUGAAAUAUCAGAUGCAGUGCUUAGUUCGUCAACGAAUGAAACAAUUGGGAAGCAUCCUAUAAUACGACCAUCCACUGGCGAAAACCGGCCAUUGACACUUGAAGCUUUCGAUAGUGCUGAUUAUUUUGUUGACAAAGAGCAGAAAAUAUUACUCUACAAGAAUGCAUGUAUCAGUGUAAAUGGUGAUCAACUUAACAUUACAUUUAAAAAAAUCGGGCAUUUGAAGGUCUUGGAAUCUUAUCUCCUAUUAUCAAGCUGGUCAGGUAAAACUGCAAUCUUAGACAAGCGUACUUCCAAUUUGUUGACUUCCUUCUGUAAAUCAAAAAGCUCCGUGUUGGUUAGUGAGUCGUCCCAAGGUAGCUUUGACAGCAACUCUGUAAAACAAAAGGAUACUACCUUCUCCAAGAUCGGUUCAAUGACAGGUUUUGAUCCAUCAUUUAAUACUAUGAUUGCCACAGAUAUUGUUUCAAAAAAGCAGACACUUGGACAACAGAGAAGAAAUUACUCAUUUCUCGAACAUUGUUGGUGUUUCAUAGGAUAUGAUGAUGGUAGUAUAUGCGCUCAUAGACUAUAG
This is a messenger RNA of Kazachstania africana CBS 2517, 1245 nucleotides long. It is a transcript of the gene ASA1, whose product is annotated as Asa1p. The record is from RefSeq and is a predicted model, not a curated record. Bases 1 to 1245 code for a protein of 414 amino acids. NCBI's taxonomy places the organism in Eukaryota, Fungi, Ascomycota, Saccharomycetes, Saccharomycetales, Saccharomycetaceae. The transcript has a single exon. Gene Ontology annotation, molecular function: protein binding.